AGAAGUGAUAGUGCGCAGUGAGACAAGUUGGAGUUCAGUGGCAGCGAAACCGUGAUGUUGUGAAUGAUUUGACACACAAACGUUCGAUAGGUCUGGAUAGGCCCACUGAGGUGUAUGUUAAAGAGAACUCUUUUGAAAAAAACAACAAGUUCAUAGAUUGCUACGCGGGCUAUCAUAAAUUCCCCAGGAAGCCUUCUGAUUGGCGGAGCAAGUAGAAAAGAAUUAUUGAGUGAGACGUGAAUUUGUUGAAUGAAACUAGAAAAUCUUCCACAAAAGUGAUUUGUUGAUACAUUAUCUUCCACAUCAGUCGAUACAAAGUGAGUAGCUUGAAGAUAGCUUACUCUCCGGACAAUAUUUUUUAUUUAUACCAAAUGUGCUUAUAAAAAAUUAUCUCCGAAGAAAAUCUACUUUAAAAAAAUGUUGAACUUUGGAUCAAACUAAGAGAGAGUGCUACAAACAAAACCCCAGGGGAAGUUUAAUAUUCAAGAACGUCUCUCUGGUACGUCUCGUUGUAAACAUUUCAAUUGAAGAUAUAAAUUGUGCGGAUCAGGGACAGGUUGCCAGCGGCAAACUAAUUACAAAGGUACUCUUCGACAUUUAUGUACUAAUAAUGGCGAUCUGUAGGACAGCAGGAUUAAUGGCAAAUUCAAAGUUUAUUUGUGUGGUUUUCAUCUUCGUCCAUGCUGUUAACGAUGUGUCGUCGGAAGAGGUGGUGGGCGUAGGCCUCCAGGGUAGACGGGUCCGUCCUGUUAGCAUGCCAGGUAUACAAUUUGCUCGCUCGUACUUUCAGACGACUGUCCUGGAAACGUCAUCAAUUGGGUCAACUGUGAUUCAUAUUCCGGUGACCACCAGUCAUCCAGAAUACCGAGAACAUGUCACGUUCAGCUUAAAAAGGAAGUUAUCAGAAAAAGAGACGCCACCAUUUGCUAUUGACCCCAACACCGGAGUAAUAUCAACAAUUGCUUCACUGAAAAAUUUGACGAAAUUAAAAUAUACUUUAGUUGUACAUGCUAAGCUAAGGGAACCAAUCCACAAUCAAAUCUCCACCCGGGUGAUUGUACGUGUUAUUAGUUUACCAAAAUUCCCUCCAAAAGGUUUACAUGGAUACAUUAAUGAAAAUGUUGUUGGAAACGUUAAUGCAACUGUUGUGGCAAAGUGUGCAACCGCCAAACUCCAGAGGAGCGUUCGUUACAUCUUGACUCGGGUUGAACCGGAGGGAGCUAAACGCAUCUUCAGAGUUUCAAAAGUAACCGGUGUUGUUAGUGUGCUCUAUCCACUUGAUUACGAGGAAAUCAACACAUAUAAACUUACAGUUCGUGCUAAAACUGGAAGGAUUUAUUCAGAAACAACUUACGUAGUACACGUAAUCGAUGAAAAUGACAACGUACCUAAAUUUCCAUUCAACAUUCUUUACAUAAACAUCACCGAAAAUCAAGAAUUAAUAGAUCACCCGCUUAGCCACCUACAUGCCGAUAUUGCAAACGAUAUUAUAGGUUCACAAGCAACAGAAUAUAGACUUCAUAAAGGCGGGAAAGACAUCAUUGAUAUUGAUAAAAAAACUGGCCAACUGUUCAAUACAGGGACAAUCGAUUUUGAGCAUUAUUCAAGAUUCAACCUCAUCGUGCGCGCCUACCAUGGCGACGUUUUCUCUCAAGCUAGAGUCGUUAUCAACAUAUUGGAUACAAACGACAAUGUACCAACACUACAAGAUUUCAGGGCCUACGUCAAUUACUUCCAGGGUAAGACAGGAUGGACAGGGUUCUGGAUCCCCGCUAAGGAUGCAGAUGUAAAUGACCGAUUGAAAUUUAAAGUGAUUGAGGGAGGUCAGACAGAUGACGGUAAAGAUCUGAUAACAGUGGACAGUAAUGGUCUGGCAAGACUAGGGAAAAGCGAGAUAGCUCUAUCAAACAACGAGACUAUUAGUACAACAAUGUACAUUAGCGUCACAGAUGGGAUUCACACGAUAAAGACCCAUUGUACAAUCGAACUCACAAUGGUAACAGAAGAGAUGACAUCACACAGUUUUAAGUUGAGAUUGUUUGAUGUGACGCAAGAGGAGAUGCUUACCGUCCCUGGGUUACAUCGAUUCAGAAAUGCCAUCGCCGAAAUCUUCAGGGUCAACCCCAUGAAUGUUUUUGCUUUUAACUUAGAAGCAAUACCAUAUUCACGAGAUACGUACAUUACAAUGACAGUGAGAGAUAAUAACGGCAAGUUCUUCUCUGUUGAUUCUUCAAAAACGUCGCUGUAUUUAUCGUCAACAAAACUGGAAUCUCGACUCGGAUUUAGAUUUGAACAGGUACAUGAAGAUCCUUGUAUAACAAAGCAGUGCUUUAAUUAUCAAGUUUGUCAACUACAUCGUAGCCUGUACGACACAUCAAUGUUGUUUUCUGAAGGACAUGAUGUUGUAUAUGCGGGAUUGUUAAUGUCUGAUGAAACACAAUGCGUUUGUCCACCAGGUUACGGUGGUGCCGACUGCUCUGAACAACUCGACUUAUGUCUAGCAUCUAACCCAUGCCAAAAUGGUGGUGAGUGCUCUAUGCAAGAUGGCGAGGUUUUUUGCGACUGCCCACUACUCUAUAAAGGAAAUACGUGUGAGCAGAGUAUUAAUGUAUGUGAACCAGACUUUUGCAAGAAUGGUGGCGAAUGUAUAACCCGGUCAGACGGCACAUUCCAGUGCGUUUGCAAGACAGGCUACGAUGGAAUCCAUUGUGAGGUAACAUCGAGACAUUUCACUGGUGAUUCGUACCUGGCGUUUCCAAGUCUUCAAUCAAGGAAAUCACUAAAUAUUUCCUUCAGUCUGCAGACUUCUCACAAAGAUGGUAUGCUGAUGUACAUCGGACGUUACAAUCACCGACGAGAUUUUCUAGCCCUGGAGAUCGUAGAUUCUAACUUAGUUUUAUCCUUUUCGUUCGGACAAAUGACCAUGAGGGUGCUGGCUGGGACAGCAUGGGGCCUAGACGACCAGGCCUGGCAUACCGUCAGCAUGGUUUACCAUAAGAAAAUUGUAGAUGUUGUAGUUGAUAAUUGCAGAACCAAUGAAAACGAACUUAAAGUUAGCAACGUGCCAUGUAAAGCCACGGCAACGCAGUCCACGAAGGUCCACUGGUUUUUAGAUGUAACGUCACCUCUUCUAAUUGGUGGAUUGCCAGGCAAAGAUAAAGACGACCGUAUACUUACUGACGGCUUCCAAGGCUGCUUACAGAAUGUUUAUAUUGAUGGCGAGUUAAUGGAUUUUGCAUCAAACAUUAUGGACAAGAAUACAGUAGCAGGGUGUAAUGCGAUUGGUCAAGUCCGAUAAAAGUGUAGCAUAUUAAUGUUAGGACUCAAUGGAAGUGAUAGGUUUAUUAUAAUUUAUUUUGUAUUGAUCCAGCAAGGUAUGGUGAAAAGGGAGUACUCGCCCUCCGGCAUUACGAACAAAACGGAAGAGAACAUCUCAAACCCUCCUCAAUCAGAUCAGACCAUAAGUUCUUAAUGGCACUUUUGCUCCCCACCCCUCAGAAUAAUCCUGGAUCCGCAUCAAUCAUCACUCAAACGCUCAGAAGCGCGUGUGUUGUUAAUAUUCUUUCAAUUUCUUCAGAAUUUUACUUACAAUAAGUGAAACUAUAUUGUUUUAGGAUACAUGAAAGCAUCCGUAGUGUAUUUAGGCCUACUGUAAAUGUUUACUUAAAAAAAAAAAAAAAAAACGGGAUCGAAAUAUUGUAACGCUAUUAAAUGGUGGUAUUAAAUUAAAAUCCUUUAAAAAAUUGGAAAGGAUGAAUACAAUUAUAACAAUGUUUAGUAUGACUUGUUCAUUAGGUGUAAUGUGAAGUUAUUAAUGUUUUAUAGAAUUACCAAGCUCAGGGGCGGAUCCAGAGAUGUCCGAAGUGGGGUGAGGGGGGCGGCAAAAGUGGGGCCGGUCGAGACAACACUAUUUAGGAGGUUCAGGUGCAUGCCCCUGAUAAAUAUUUGUGUUAAGACGCCCAAAAAUAGCAUCUGAGGCGUUUUGGGGAUCAUUUUUUUUUCUUUUUCUUUCUUUCUGUCUUUUUUUUUCCCUCUUUUACUUUCUAAAAGGCCGGUCCGGGGCCCCUAAAUCCGCCCCUGAAGCUAAAUAUAAUUUGUAUGGUCAUGGUGGGGAGGCCGAAUAUGGUCUGUGUGUUUCAAAUGAUUGUCACAUGUAUGACUUUGCGAGAUUCAAUCAAACUUAACAACUGGGCAAACAGAAUACGCGCAUGUCCCACAAAGACAUAAUGUGUUCCAUACCCACUCACUAACUUACGUGCUUACGUGCGUGUAGUUUGUCGUCACAGUUGGUGUGGCAUAAUACAGUGACAAUAAUUGAAUUCCAAUUGAUGUAAACUUUUAAUCAAAUGAACUCAUUGUAAAAUAUCUAUGUAUUUAUAUUGAUACCGUAAUUCCAUAUAAUUACGAAAUUAAACAUUAAAUACAAUUAGGCCAAACUGAAAAUAGGCUUUCGAUGAAAACCUUUAUAUAGACUAAUAUUAUUGGUUACCAGCUGUGAGUUUUAGUAAAAUCUGAUUACAUUAUAGCAAAGCAAUUUUCACUAACAGAUUUCUUAAUUUCCUCAAGUUUUCCCACGCCAUAAUAACACGCAUCCCCUUGAUGAAGUGUGGUAUAUGGCUGGUACCGCAUAUCUCAGCUGAACUUGACAUGACAUGCGCCGAAUCUCUGUUAAAAAUGUAAGCCUGUCCUGUACUUUCAAAUUGUGUAUAUUUUCAUUUUGUAUAUAGUAGAAUGGUAGCACGUGGCUAUUAUAUCCGGUUUUAUUAAAGGUCUGUGAUAGUA
Molecule: messenger RNA, 4782 nt
Organism: Anneissia japonica
Lineage: Eukaryota; Metazoa; Echinodermata; Crinoidea; Comatulida; Comatulidae
Product: cadherin EGF LAG seven-pass G-type receptor 1-like
Exons: 8
Coding region: 611-3298 (895 amino acids)
Biological process (GO): homophilic cell-cell adhesion
Cellular component (GO): plasma membrane; cell-cell junction; catenin complex
Molecular function (GO): cadherin binding; calcium ion binding
Source: RefSeq, a predicted model, not a curated record